AGCUCCUACAGCGCAGUCACUCUGGUACGACUUCCUUAAACUGAAAGCGACUGUGAGCAUGCGCAGAGUCGUGCCACUGCAGCACCAUGAUUACGUCACCCGUACUAAAGCCAAGGCAAGCCCGGACAGACACCACCGGCUGGAGUCACACGACGCGCUCCACUUCAUCCCAGUCAAUGGACUGUUUAUCGGAAAUUGACAGACGGCAGAUUGAACGACAAAUAGGAAUACAUUUCGAAAACGUUUUUAUUUGAAGUAAAAAAAUAUAUCAAAAUAAAAAAGCUGGCCAUAGACAGAACGUGUUUUUUUUUUUAGUGAGCAGGAGUUUGGUUCACUGUUUGGUUCCCAUAGCCAUGACACUUGUGGACGACCUCGCAUCAGCAGCAGCGACCGGGAACACCGCAGGUGUGGAGGAUCUCCUCCGGAGAGGGGCCGAUGUUAACGGUGUGAAUAAGUACGGCAGGACGCCGUUGCAGGUGAUGAUGAUGGGCAGCACCCCGGUAGCCCGCCUGCUGCUCGCGCGAGGCUCGCGGCCAAACGUGGCGGACAGCCGCACCGGGACCACCCCGCUGCACGACGCCGCGCGCGAGGGCUUCCUGGACACGCUGAGGGUCCUGCUGGAGUUCAAGGCCGACCCCGGGGCCCGGGACCACUUUAACUCUCGACCCGUGGAUCUGGCGAGGCAGAGUGGACACGACGACGUUGUGGAGUUUCUCAAGCUCUUAGAAGAAGCAAACUGAAAAAAGCCUUGAAAGGAUUGUUGCACUUUCCACUGCGUUGCGGGCGUUUUGUUUUAACGGGCCCCCGUUUGAGGGGCCGGACUGGACCUGCGGCCUGAAUAAGGCCGUUUGGAUCAACGGUUUUCAAUGUCGUUUUAUUUAUUGUUUUCAUCUAUUGCUGAUUAUAGGACCACACCCCUUUCAAGUGUAAAUGUAGGUUUUGUAGUCCUAAAGGUUAUACGCAUAAAGGCUAUGCCGCAUUGCUGGGGCUUUAGUGGGAUACUUGUAAUUGCUUUUUAAUCGUUGAUAGGAUAUUUGUUAGACCUAUGCUGGACAGAGCCUAUGAUUCUCGUAUGAUAGGCUUAACCCUUAAUAAGUCCUAAUAGGCCUGCUGUAGGAUUCGGCUUAUGCACUUUAUUAACCUGUUUGUCUGCCGGUGGAGAGAGGGGAGGCCUCGGCUCCUGGCCCCAGAGGGCCCUCGCGGUCCUUGGUCCCUGAGGGAGAGGAAUGACGGCCUGUAGUCUGGGUCGCAAGGAGAUCAUGUUUGUUCCGAGCAAUAAUUAUAUGAUCGUCUUUUGUAGCGCUAAAGGCUACAAGUAAACACUGGGUUGGGUAAGCAAAUGAGAAUGAGCGUAGGCCUACUCAAAUUAACAUUGUUUAAAUAUAUUUGUAAAAUAUGGGGAGUACAAAUAUACAGCCUGUAAUAAAUAUAGGUUGGUUCUGUGGAUGACCAUAGGCCUGUUUUGGUUUGAUCAAAAUAGGGUUUCAUAUCGAAAUAUAGGCCCAUCGACCCUAGAAAAACGGUUGUAAUAUCCCCUUUCGUCUCAAUGAAUUGUUAAACAAAUACAUUGUACAAAAUAUAUUAUUUAGGCCAUAGGCAAAAGUUAUUUAUUAAAAAUCUAUAUUUGGUGACCAGGA
Molecule: messenger RNA, 1637 nt
Organism: Gadus macrocephalus (Pacific cod)
Lineage: Eukaryota; Metazoa; Chordata; Actinopteri; Gadiformes; Gadidae
Gene: cdkn2
Product: cyclin-dependent kinase inhibitor 2A/B (p15, inhibits CDK4)
Exons: 2
Coding region: 354-740 (128 amino acids)
Biological process (GO): negative regulation of cell population proliferation; regulation of cyclin-dependent protein serine/threonine kinase activity
Cellular component (GO): nucleus
Molecular function (GO): protein kinase binding; cyclin-dependent protein serine/threonine kinase inhibitor activity
Source: RefSeq, a predicted model, not a curated record